This is a messenger RNA of Micromonas pusilla CCMP1545, 1154 nucleotides long. RefSeq names its product chlorophyll synthetase (gene CHLG). The record is from RefSeq and is a predicted model, not a curated record. The transcript has a single exon. Gene Ontology annotation, cellular component: membrane. Gene Ontology annotation, molecular function: chlorophyll synthetase activity. Lineage: Eukaryota; Viridiplantae; Chlorophyta; Mamiellophyceae; Mamiellales; Mamiellaceae. The coding region runs from base 1 to 1086 and encodes 361 amino acids. Gene Ontology annotation, biological process: chlorophyll biosynthetic process.
AUGUCGAGCCCGGUCUCGUCCGGGGGCUUCGUCCCGACGCCCGUGUCGUCGUCCAAGCGCUCGUCGUUCGUCGUCCGCGCCUCGCCCGACGGCGAGGCGGCGAAGAAGGCGGGCGAGGAGAACGAGGAGUCCGGGUCGAACAUCCGGCAGCUCCUCGGCAUCCGCGGCGGAGAGCAGACGACGGACAUCUGGAAGAUCCGGCUGCAGCUCACCAAGCCGGUGACGUGGGUGCCGCUGAUCUGGGGCGUCCUCUGCGGCGCCGCCGCGUCCGGGCACUUCACGUGGACGUUCGAGAACGUUGGCAAGUCCAUGCUCUGCAUGUUCAUGUCCGGCCCGCUCCUCACGGGAUACACGCAGACGAUCAACGACUGGUACGACCGCGAGAUCGACGCCAUCAACGAGCCGAACCGCCCGAUCCCGUCCGGCGCCAUCAGCGAGUUCGACGUCCAAGUGCAGAUGUACGCGUUGCUCCUCGGCGGCUGGGCCGCGGCGUGGACGCUGGACCAGUGGUGCGAGCACGACUGGCCCGUCGUCACCGUCCUCGUCCUCUUCGGCUCCUGGGUCUCGUACAUCUACAGCGCGCCGCCGCUGAAGCUGAAGCAGGAGGGGUGGAGAGGGAACUACGCGUUGGGCGCGAGUUACAUCGCGCUCCCGUGGUGGGCCGGGCAGGCGGUGUUCGGCGAGCUCUCGUUGGACGUCAUGGUGCUCACGGUGCUGUACUCCAUCGCCGGGCUCGGCAUCGCGAUCGUGAACGACUUCAAGUCGAUCGAGGGCGAUCGCCAGUGCGGGCUGAUGUCGUUGCCGGUCGCGUUCGGGGUGGAGAAGGCGAAGUGGAUCUGCGUCGGAAGCAUCGACGCGACGCAGCUCGCCGUCGCGGGGUACCUGAGGACCAUCGGAGAGGUCGGGUACAGCAACGCGCUGCUCGCGCUCAUCUUUCCGCAGAUUUUCUUCCAGUUUAAGUUUUUCCUGCCGGAUCCGGUGAAGAACGACGUGAAGUACCAGGCGAGCGCGCAGCCGUUCCUGGUGUUCGGGCUUCUCACGACGGGGCUGGCGUGGGGGCACCACAUCAACGCCAUCGGCGCGUAAGGCGCCGAUCGAGAGGGAGGGAGUCGAGAUCUACUUUCGUCCAACUGUAGUGUAUAUGAACGCGUGAA